Miniopterus natalensis is the source of this 7771-nucleotide messenger RNA. RefSeq names its product integrin subunit beta 8 (gene ITGB8). NCBI's taxonomy places the organism in Eukaryota, Metazoa, Chordata, Mammalia, Chiroptera, Miniopteridae. The record is from RefSeq and is a predicted model, not a curated record. Gene Ontology annotation, molecular function: integrin binding. Gene Ontology annotation, cellular component: integrin complex; cell surface; focal adhesion. Gene Ontology annotation, biological process: cell migration; integrin-mediated signaling pathway; cell adhesion mediated by integrin.
CCUCGCGGGGUGCACCCCUGAGCUCGCCAGCAGCCCGGGUUCUAGACGGCCGGACGUCUGAGCUGUACACUGGGGCCAAAAGGACGAGGGCACGAAGCUCCCGCCCCGCGAGGCCGGGCUUCGGCACCCCGGCGGAACAUCCCGCGCUCGCGGCGGUGCGCUCCACUCCUGUCCCAGCCGGGAGCCGAGAUGCCUCGCUCUGUGUCUGCCGGCGCCGGCGGGGGCUUCUAGGGCGCUCCCGGAGCCGCGUCCCCUGGCUGCUGGCACCGCGAGCUUCCUCCGGCCAGCCCAGGACGCUGCCGCUUCGACUCUGCCCGCGGUUCAGCUCACCAGGCUGCAGAGCUUCAGCUAAGUGGAGUUGGCCUCCCUGCCCACCUGUGGAAGAAGCUCGCGCUGACUGAUGCGCCGACUUUUUUCCCCUUUGGCCUCACCGGCGUCCCCUCCCACAGAAGCAGCAUCACCCAGUGAAUGUACAUUAGGCUGGUUUUUCCCCCCAGCUUCGGGCUUUGUUUGGGUUUGAUUGUGUUUGGCUCUUCGCUAAGCUGAUUUAUGCAGCAGAAUUCCCGUCGGCUGGAGAGAAACAAAAGCUCUUUUCUUUGUCCCAGAGCGGGCUGCGGAGCCCCGCUCGCGUCGCCAACCCGAGCCAUUGGCCAUCGGAGGAAGUGCUUCAGGCGGAGGUUUCGGGACCAGCCGUGCGGAGCUGGGAGGGCCGCGGGGGCCCUGAGAUGCCGAGCGGCGCCCAGGCCAGCGUACCUGCACCGCUCGCUCCGAGCCGCGGGGCCCGCCUGCCCGGCCUGCUGGAAACGUCUUAGCGACAUUUGGUCCGUGGGCCCCAAGGUGCGCCGCGGAGGCGCGAGCGCGCAUCCAGAUAGCAGCCAGGCGGCAGGCGCGGUGCGGGCUGCUCUGCAUUAUGUGCUGCUCGGCCCUGGCUUUUUUUACUGCCGCAUUUGUCUGCCUGCAAAACUGCCGGCCAGGUCCUGCCCCGUUCCUCCGGGCGGCCUGGGUGUUUGCAGUUGGUCUUGGACUGGGCCAGAGUGAAAACAGCAGAUGUGCAUCUUCCAAUGCAGUAUCCUGCACCAGGUGCCUUGCGCUGGGUCCAGAAUGUGGAUGGUGUGCUCAAGAGGAUUUCAUUUCAGGUGGAUCAAGGAGUGAACGUUGUGAUACUGUUUCCAAUUUAAUAAGUAAAGGAUGCUCGAUUGAGUCAAUAGAAUACCCGUCUGUGCAUGUAAUACCAGUUGAAAAUGAAAUUAAUACCCAGGUGACACCAGGAGACGUGUUGGUCCAGCUGCGUCCAGGAGCUCAUGCUAAUUUUAUGCUGAAAGUUCAUCCUCUGAAGAAAUAUCCUGUGGAUCUUUAUUAUCUGGUCGAUGUCUCAGCAUCAAUGCAUAAUAAUAUUGAAAAAUUAAAUUCUGUUGGGAAUGAUUUAUCUAAAAAAAUGGCAUUUUUCUCCCGUGACUUCCGUCUUGGAUUUGGCUCAUACGUUGAUAAAACAGUUUCACCAUACAUUAGCAUCCACCCAGAAAGGAUUCAUAAUCAAUGCAGUGACUACAAUUUAGACUGUAUGCCGCCUCAUGGGUACAUCCACGUGCUGUCUUUGACAGAGAACAUCACUGAGUUUGAAAAGGCAGUUCAUAGACAGAAGAUCUCUGGAAAUAUCGAUACACCUGAAGGAGGUUUUGAUGCUAUGCUUCAGGCAGCUGUCUGUGAGAGUCAUAUUGGAUGGCGAAAGGAAGCUAAAAGAUUGCUGCUGGUGAUGACAGACCAGACAUCUCAUCUUGCUCUUGAUAGCAAAUUGGCAGGCAUAGUGGUGCCAAACGAUGGAAACUGCCAUCUGAAAAACAACAUCUACGUCAGAUCAACAAGCAUGGAACAUCCCUCACUAGGCCAACUCUCAGAAAAGUUAAUAGACAACAACAUUAAUGUCAUCUUUGCAGUUCAAGGAAAACAGUUUCAUUGGUAUAAGGACCUUCUGCCCCUCUUGCCUGGUACCAUUGCUGGUGAAAUAGAAUCCAAAGCUGCAAACCUCAAUAAUUUGGUAGUAGAAGCCUAUCAGAAACUUAUUUCAGAAGUGAAAGUUCAAGUGGAAAACCAGGUGAAAGGCAUCCAUUUGAACAUCACUGCCAUCUGUCCAGAUGGGACCAGAAGGCCAGGCACAGAAGGAUGCGGAAACGUGACGAGCAAUGACGAAGUUUUUUUCAAUGUAACAGUUACAAUGAAAAAAUGUGAUGUCACAGGAGGAAAAAACUAUGCAAUAAUCAAACCUAUUGGUUUCAAUGAAACCACUAAAAUUCAUAUACACAGAAACUGCAGCUGUCAGUGUGAUAACAGCAGAGGACCUAAAAGAAAGUGUGUAGAUGAAACUUUUCUAGACUCCAAAUGUUUCCAGUGUGAUGAGAAUAAAUGUCAUUUUGAUGAAGAUCAAUUCCCUUCUGAGAGUUGCAAGUCACACAAGGAUCAACCUGUUUGCAGUGGUCGAGGAGUUUGUAUUUGUGGGAAAUGUUUGUGUCACAAAAUUAAGCUUGGAAAAGUAUAUGGAAAAUACUGUGAAAAGGAUGACUUUUCUUGUCCAUAUCACCAUGGAAGCCUGUGUGCUGGGCAUGGAGAGUGUGAAGCAGGCAGAUGCCAGUGCUUCAGUGGCUGGGAAGGAGAUAGGUGCCAGUGCCCAUCAACUUCAGCCCAGCACUGUAUCAAUUCUAAGGGGCAAGUGUGCAGUGGAAGAGGCACCUGUGUCUGCGGCAAGUGUGAGUGCACCGAUCCCAGGAGCAUCGGCCGCUUCUGUGAGCACUGCCCCACGUGUCACACAGCCUGCAAUGAAAACUGGAAUUGUGUGCAAUGCCUUCACCCCCACAAUCUGUCUCAAGCUAUACUUGAUCGGUGUAAAUCCUCAUGUGCUUUCGUGGAACAGCAUUAUAUGGACCAAACAUCAGAAUGCUUCUCUAGCCCAAGCUACUUGAGGAUAUUUUUCAUCAUUUUCAUAGUUACAUUCUUGAUUGGGCUGCUUAAAGUCCUUAUCAUUAGACAGGUGAUAUUACAAUGGAAUAGUAAUAAAAUAAAGUCCUCAGCAGAUUACAGGGUGUCGGCCUCAAAAAAGGACAAGUUGAUUCUGCAAAGUGUUUGCACAAGAGCAGUAACCUACCGACGUGAGAAGCCUGAAGAAAUAAAAAUGGAUAUCAGCAAAUUAAAUGCUCAUGAAACUUUCAGGUGCAACUUCUGAAAAGAUAAAAAGUACUGUAUGGAAACUGGAUUUUUAAUAAUUGCUCCUAAAAAUUAUAGUUGUAGAAGUCACAGGAGGAGACAACUUGUUCUAGAUCGUGCUAGUUGCUGGUUUUCGCUAGAAUGAAGACUGACAAGCAUCCUCAUCAUCAUGUGACUCACAUCGCUGCUGACUUUUUCAGAGAAAAAUGUGUCUUACUACUGUUUGAAACUAGUGUCAUUGUAGCACUUUACUGUAAUAUAUAACUUAUUUAGAUCAGCAUAGAAUGUAGAUCAUCUGAAGAGCACUGAUUACACUUUACAGGUACCUGCCAUUCCUACGCUUCCCAGAGAGACGCAAUGCUUUUGAGACAGUUUGAGCAUUGUGUCACUGCAAGGGUGCAGUAAUCCCUGCACUGAAGGUGCAAAUGAGAAAAAUAAUACGGCAGUUAUACUAAUGUUGCCAAACUCUUCAAAAUUUGGCAGCAAAUUGACAAGAACAGCUAGAUGAAUAAAUGGUUAGUGAUCCACUGAUUCAAGAGGUGAACAGAUAAAACCUUAUCUUGAGGGAUAUUGCGUUUGAAACUAGUUUUAUGCAUGUGUGUUUGUUUUCUUUUUACAAGAUGGAUACUAAUUCCAACAUUCUCUCCUCUUUGCCUCUAGAGUUUGGUUUUCUUUCUUACAGGAUAAGUUUAUAUAUGUCACAGAUGACUGGAUUAAAUAAGUGCUAAGUUACUACUGCCAUAAAAACUUAAUACAAUGUCACUUUAUUAGAAUACUGGUUUUAAAAGCUGAAUGUUUAAUAAGGGACACUGUAAAGUAACAUCACAAUUUGAACAGCUUCGUUGUUUGGAGAUGUGGAGUUUUAUAUCUUCUUCCCUGGUAAACUGGAUGGCCUGUUUCACCAUUUCAUUUGUCUAAUCAUCAGGUUAAAAUUCACAAGAUACUGAGAAACUCUUCCUCAAGCAAAGUGCCACACUUUUGACUGAGUUUUCUCAGAUAUUUACUCUAUUUAUUAGCAUUUUUCAAAUUAAAAGCUAUAGUAAAUUAUAUUAUUUUUGCCCUUCCAUGAAGCCUAUGGACAUUCUUUCCCUUUAUCACCUCAACCCCACUGGCCAGAAUUUUAAAGUAUGCAACUGGGGGAAGAUAGACAAUAUCUUAGAAAAAAGCUAAUUCAUCCUUUUAGUCAGUCAGAGAAUAAAGCCUCAGAAAGUUUUAAGUGAUUUCUCAAAAACUAUCCCAGUGAUUAAGCGGCAACAUUCGAAGACUUCUAUCUUCUUAUUGCCAGGCUAGUGUUCAUUGCACAAUAUAAUGCUACCUCUAGAGUCUUUAAAAUAUGUAAUUGGCAAGUGAUUUUAAAUGUGAUUUACUGAAGUCUUAAGUAUAUGAGCAUGAGAAUAUUGCAAAGCAAAGCAGAAAAGAGUCAUCCACACUGAACUGGCCGUGACUAGCUUCCAAUCUUCCCUGCUAAUCACCUUCGAAGAGCUAACUACAGGGGUGAAAUCCAUUCACGCCUUAGCCUGUAUGAACAGCACCCCCUAGAGCUGUGCAGUGUUCAACCAGAGAUUAAUACAGAGGCCAAUGGAGGCAUCUUCACAAUUACCAUAGCCCUACAGGCUUAGUCUGAUUUUACUGGCUAGAAGUCCAGUAAUCCUGUGUGCAGUACAGAGCUUUGCCUAUGACAACAAUGUCUUAUAAUUAACAUCCCAGAUUUUUGUCUUCCAGCACUUGGGUUAAUCAAAGUGCUAGAUAUUUGCAUUUCAAUGAAGACUAACCCUCCACCUCAUAUUCUAUCCUAAAGAACAUUUUAAAACAUAUAGUAAGUUGUUCUGGAGCCAACGAACACAGCAGUGCUCCAUUAGCCAUCCCCUAUAGCCAAGCAACUGUGACUCUAAGUUGAACUGUAUUUCCUUCCCCAAAUGAGAGGUUGGGGACAUUGACAUAAUUCAGUACUCUGACUCACUUGUGUAAGAUCCCCUUGACCACCAAGGACAAUGUAAAAAUCAUAUUUUGCAGUCUGCCUGUCACAUGUAGCAUCCUUUUUCAAAAGAAAAUAAAUGGAUACCUGACAGCCCCCCAAAAGGAAAAAGUGGGAAAAAUCCAUUUCUUAAAAUGCUGGCAAUUUAAAAAAAUGAACAUUACGAUGUUUGUAAACUAAUUUCCAUGUGGAAUGAACUAUCCAAAAGAGCAAAGUAAAAUGAAACCCUAAAAGUCCAGGGUUUAUAUUUUGACAUUCUCACUAGUUUGCACUAAUUUAUAAUGCACCAACGCUGUUAUCUUAGGAAGGGACAAACUUCCUGAUAGGCAGUUCAAUGCUAGAUGAUGACUGUAGUUAUUUUGGUGAUGUGCUUUCUUUCUUUCUUUCUUUCUUUCUUUCUUUCUUUCUUUCUUUCUUUCUUUCUUUCUUUCUUUCUUUUUCUUUCUUUCUUUCUUUCUUUCUUUCUUUCUCUUUCUUUCUUUUUUUUUUUUACUUAAAGAUCUAAUUCUUAAAGAUUUUAGAGCUUAUAUUUUACUUGAAUAAUUGGCAUGUUCCUGUUUAAUGGUUUGUGAGAAGAGAAUUAAUAUUUGACUAGUUAGAAUUAAUUAAAAGGUAAAGGAAAACAGGGUAUUCUUAGAUAAAAUAAUAUUUGUAAAUAGAGCAUAUUUUCAAUAUGACCAGAGGAGCCUUUUGAAAUUCACUGAUAUUAAACACAAGUAAUGAAAUUUUUAAUGGUUAACAAAGUUAAGAACUUGAACACUUUUGGUACGACAGCAUUUCUGUGCCCUAAAUGACUUACAUUUAAAUUACAUGUGCCAUGUAAUGACUUAGAAAUGUGCCAUACACUACAAUAUAACUGUAUGCAUUUUAUUUCUCUGGGGACAUCUUUACACUGCAGUGUUCAUGGAUUUAUAAGCAUUUGAUGUCUUUUCCAAUUCGUUAAUAUUUAUGAAGUCAUAGAUAUUCUCUGCAAGACUCAGAAAUUCACUAAAAACCUUAUUAAGUCCUAAGUUUUCAAAGUAGCAUUGGUUAAUAAAGAUUUAAAAAACUUAAGCUAAACAAAAUAGACUUUUUUCUACAGGCAAAUUUUUCAAAACUCAAAAUUAAAAUCAGUGUAUACAUCACUAAGGAAUAAAUUCCAGAUAUUUCUUAAUAUAUAUUUAAUCUCCAUUGAAGAUAUUAUUAUGUAUGACAACAGGUACCUAUGAAACACUGAAAUAGUUUUAUGAUGGACUAUGGAAAUUUUUCUCUAUAGAAUUAUAUUCCUCCAGGUACCUGGGAUAGCAACUCUGUGGCUUUUGCUCCCUUGCCUUACUCCUGUUUUUCUCCACUCCCUUUUCCUAAGGGAUUGCCCUAAAACUUCCAACUCAAUAAGCCUAAUUGUGAAAAGUAACCAAAUGCAAUGGUAAUGUUCCUCAUUUCCAAACAUCACUUAAUUUUAAAACUCACUUGAAUCUAUUCACCUGAACAAAGGAAGAUCCAUUAAAAACUAAGAAUUUUAAAUUAUCACAACUGUUAGAGAUUCAAUUUUAAAGGAUCUGAGACCUAUAUAUUUUAAUAAAAGUUUUGAGUGAAAUAUAGCUACUUGGGAGUUCAAGCAUGUGCAGAUUGUAUUCUGUUUUAGUUGCUCUUAACAUUUAAUUUAUGAUUGUCCUUAUCAAUAAAUAUUGACCUUAAGAACUCCAUUUCAUGCAACGCAAAUUGAAAUAUAUUACUUUUCAAGGAAAUAUAAAACUAGCUUUCAGAUCAUUUCCCUUCUCUUUAAUGAUUCCUCUAUGGAAAAUUUACUCUGGGUAAUUGAUUAUACAUAUUCAUAUUUCAUUGAUUCUGAGACAUCUACUCUUUCAGUAUAACAUCUCUGAAAUUGUGAUGUAUCUUGCAACUGUUGGCCUGUUAGAUGUAGUGUUGAAGGUUGUGAUUGAAUAAAUAGUACACUAAUUAAUUUAACUAAAUGUUCAUGGGUAUAGGGACAUUCCUUUCUUACAAAUAUUUGAAAAUUUAUUUAUGGUAACAUGAGCCAGUUUUCAGUACAAUUAGAUCACAUACAACUCAACAUGGAUCCUAACUGUAUGAUUAUGAGCUCACAUCCUGCAGACCUUUAUGUUAUAAAAGUUCUUUCUGCCUCCUGUUUAUGCCAAUGGUUAUGAUUUCUGCAAACCCUAGUUUAACUGACAAGAAUGAGUGGGUUUUUCCGGGUCUUGUUAACAAUUUUUUAUGCUUUCUAUUCCUUUGUAAAGAAUACUUCUAUAUUAUCAUCUCGCUGUUAAACAGAAUUAGGUGGAAGAAUAGUACAUGUAACCAUCAAUAAUUAGAUUUUGCGGCAUCUCAUAUGUGUUAUGUCAGUGACAGAAGAAAAAUAUGAUACAACAAAUCAGUGCUGUUGGGAAAAAAACAAAAACUUUCUCUUUGAGUCCUCUACUUUGUUAUUCUUCUUUAACAUUUCUGUUCUUUUGAGUGGCUUUUUUCUUUGGCUCUGAUAAAUUUACCUUCAAGCCCAUGUAAUGACUGUCAUAAAAGUGCAUAUUUAAAUUAUUUUAAUUAUAUGAAACAAUUGUUCAGCUAUUUGGGCAGCUGUUAAUAAAAUACCUGAGAGUAACAACA